Scleropages formosus (Asian bonytongue) is the source of this 1443-nucleotide messenger RNA. It is a transcript of the gene crip2, whose product is annotated as cysteine-rich protein 2. The transcript is spliced from 8 exons. Bases 165 to 785 code for a protein of 206 amino acids. Lineage: Eukaryota; Metazoa; Chordata; Actinopteri; Osteoglossiformes; Osteoglossidae. The record is from RefSeq and is a predicted model, not a curated record.
GUUUAUGCAAAUGAGCGACGCUUUGGCCGAGAUGGUGCCGGUUCGCGUGGAACAGCUAUUUAGAUGGAAUAGGUGAAGGGAGCGGGGAGCGCGAAGCGGCCGCAGGUCAGAAAUCAGAGCUGAGUAGAAAUUACAUCUGAGAGUCUUUUUGAAAGGCCAAGGCCAUGGCGUCCAAGUGUCCCAAAUGUGAAAAAACUGUCUAUUUUGCUGAGAAGGUGACGUCCCUGGGGAAGGACUGGCACAAAUUCUGUCUGAAGUGCGAGCGCUGCAGCAAGACCCUGACGGCGGGGGGCCAUGCCGAGCAUGAUGGGAAACCCUACUGCCACAAGCCAUGCUACGCUGCCCUCUACGGACCGAAAGGUGUAAACAUCGGGGGGGCAGGCUCCUACGUCUAUGAGGCCCCUGUCAACAACGCUCCUGCCAGCGCUCCCGUGGAGGUUGCCCCCAAAUCCGAGGAGAAGAAGGCCUCCGGUCCCCCCAGGGGCCCCUCAAAAGCGGGUAGCGUCACAACCUUCUCCGGGGAGCCCAACAUGUGUCCUCGCUGCAACAAGAAGGUGUAUUUUGCGGAGAAGGUGACAUCCCUGGGGAAGGACUGGCAUCGCCCGUGCCUGCGCUGUGACAGGUGCAACAAGACUUUGGCUGCAGGCAGCCAUGCUGAGCAUGAUGGGCAGCCGUACUGCCACAAACCGUGCUACGCUGUGCUGUUUGGGCCCAAGGGGGUGAAUACUGGAGGGGUCGGGAGCUACAUCUAUGACAAGGAGCCCAGCUCUGAAACCCAGCCUUAAAUUCCGUCUCGCCACCCCUCUGUCCACCAGGAACACUCAGACACUUCCUCAGCCAUAGCCAGCGCACAGCCAGCACCGCGCUCCCUACACUACUGUGUCUACACUGCAGAGUGUUUCACGUUUCCAUUUACAUAUGCAAAUUGUGUGAUGACGCCUGUUCCAUCAUGUAGCCACAUGCUUAAUUUACAUGUCUAUUUACAUUACAACACCUUUCUUCACCGUUUGUUCUCUUAUUGAAUGUUUCAGCACAGAAAUUUGUUCCCUCAGUAUUUUAAAAAGCCUUAAAAGUUUUCUGGAAGGAGACUGUUAGAUGUUAUGCUUUACACCCAGUAACUAUAAGCUCGUGCAAAGUAUUCAGACGUGACAGGGCCGCCUUUUAAACCGCUGCCAAGAGCAAAAUGGAUCUCACCUCGGACAGUGGAAUCCAGAUGCAGCGCAGGAACACUACUGUAAAUCAGCAAGCUAUCUGCAGCCGUUAAUUUAUAGUGUGGCUUUUUGACAACAUUCCUACUGUAAGAAGAUGAAUGAAAAAUAUUUUUCAUUCAGGAUAGAAUCUGCUGGGUGACCUUAUGGGUACAUUAACAUGAUAUAUUUAAAUCUUUUUUUGAAAAUGGAUUAUGUGUUGCAGAUGAGAGUGGAUGAACUGCAGCUGAAAGUU